Salarias fasciatus (jewelled blenny) is the source of this 1197-nucleotide messenger RNA. RefSeq names its product translocase of inner mitochondrial membrane 9 homolog (gene timm9). The record is from RefSeq and is a predicted model, not a curated record. Bases 272 to 541 code for a protein of 89 amino acids. The transcript is spliced from 4 exons. NCBI's taxonomy places the organism in Eukaryota, Metazoa, Chordata, Actinopteri, Blenniiformes, Blenniidae.
CCGAUUUUCAGUAGCACGCAGUCAACUAACCUAGGCGAAUAGUGUCGCGCUCAGUCUUUAUAACGUUAACGUUUGUAACGUUGUAACGUUUUAUAAUCAUUAAUCAACGUGCACUCGCCUUCCGGACGAUCAGGGGAUUCACAAGAGAAGCUGUCGCGUGGAUGUAAACAAUCAGAGACGCAGAAAGGUUGGAGCCUUUGAAUCUGUAGAGCCACGUGACCUUCAGUCCACCGUACGAAACAUUCUGACAUUUUGAGAGGAGUGUCUGAAGAUGGCGCUGCAGGUGUCCGAGUCCGACCAGAUCAAACAGUUUAAGGAGUUUCUGGGAACGUAUAACAAAGUGACAGAGAACUGCUUCAUGGACUGCGUCAAAGAUUUCACCACAAGAGACGUGAAGCCGGAAGAGGUGACCUGCUCCGAGUCCUGCCUGCAGAAAUACCUGAAGAUGACUCAGCGGAUCUCCAUGCGUUUCCAGGAGUAUCACAUCCAACAGAACGAGGCGCUGGCGGCUAAAGCCGGCCUGCUGGGACAGCCACGCUGAGCGCCCAUCACCCCUGAAAUGGACUGAGACUCCACAAGCCCCGCCUCCUCCAUGUUUUUUUUUUGUCUAGAAACCUGAUGUUACGCAUGUUCAUAAUUAAAAUUUCAGGACAAUCUGUAAUUUGAGCACGACCACGUUACUUCAUACUGAAACAGCCUGGUAAGAAUUGGUAAGAUUGAUGGCAAAAAGUCAUUUUAUGUUUUAAGUAAAUAAAUUUCUGAUAAAUCUGUUUGGUAAAAUUUUACCACAAUGGUAGAAACUUGUUUAAAGGGGCUGUAUCAUGCAAAAUUCACUUUUUGUAUGUUUUAACCUUCUUAUAUAGUUGUGCACUCAUCAAAAAUACCCCCAAAGCAUUUUUUUUCUUCGUGCCUGUGUGUUUGAGCUUUCCUCGUUUUUUGUAUCUCCGAUUACGGAGAUAAACUUUAACCAUCGUCUGAAAGCAACAAUCAAGCAAGAGUCUGAAGAGUCUGCGCUUAGCGAGUUUCUAACAGGAAAAGACGUUUCCACGUGUCUGAGCGCAGAGAAGCUAGCGCUAAAGAGCUAAAGCUAACCCUUACAGAAGCUAACGCAUGACGCAUUUGUUUUGAAGCUCUGAUUGGUUGAAGUACGCCGUCAGUCAAAGUCCACAGGGGGGAGUGAAACAGUGAAACAGAGCG